This is a messenger RNA of Hydatigera taeniaeformis, 1797 nucleotides long. The record is from the annotation of a GenBank genome assembly. Lineage: Eukaryota; Metazoa; Platyhelminthes; Cestoda; Cyclophyllidea; Taeniidae.
AUGCUCCGAAAACGUAUUGCAAUUACCAUUUUAAUGGAACCGGAUAGCGAGAAGACAAACAACGGAAUCCACUAUCGACUACGUCUCCUAUUGCCAAACGGCUUCCAACAGGACCAGGAUAUCUACGUGAGGCUGGUCGACUCCUCUAAUAAGCAGCCAAUCGCCUAUGAAGGCCAGGACAAGAAUCCAGAGAUGUGCCGAGUCCUGCUUACACACGAGGUGAUGUGCAGUCGAUGCUGUGACAAGAAGAGCUGUGGCAACCGCAAUGAGACUCCGUCAGAUCCCAUAAUCAUCGAUAGGUAUUUUCUCAAAUUCUUCAUGAAGUGCAACCAAAAUUGCCUCAAAAAUGCCGGCAAUCCGAGAGAUAUGAGGCGAUUUCAAGUUGCUAUUGCGGCCACACCUUCACUGGAGGGGAGUUUGUUAGCCUUUUCCGACAAUAUGUUUGUUCACAACAACUCAAAGCAUGGAAGGCGCGUUCGUCGUAUGGAUCCGCCGGAAGAAAUUCCUACAGCUCCCCCAAUAAUCAAGGCGAUUUCGCCCAACGAGGGAUGGACAAGCGGUGGGGAGAGCGUUAUGAUAAUUGGAGAGAACUUCUUUCACGGUCUCCAAGUGGUUUUUGGGAAUACACCAGUCUGGAGUGAGCUCAUCACAUCGAACGCUCUGCGAGUCCAGACACCGGCAAGAUCUGCUCAGGGCGUUGUUGAGGUCUCACUUCUGUUCAACAAUCGAGCCUUCUGUAAGCAUGCGCCAGGCCGCUUCGCCUACACGUCUCUCAAUGAUCCCACCAUCGAAUACGGCUUCCAACGUCUACGAAAGAUUAUUCCUCGCCACCCAGGAGAUCCGGAGCGGCUUCCUAGGGAGAUAAUCCUUAAGCGCGCAGCUGACCUUGCAGAAGCUCUAUAUUCCAUGCCUAGUCGCGCUGCUGCUGCUGCUGCUGCCGCUGCUGCCGUCUCUUCAACCUCCGUCUCCACUGCUACUCACCACUUACCGAUGGCAUCAGCUCCACCACCUGGCCUGCCACAUCCUACACCACCCUCACAUUCGCUGUUGGCAACUCACAUGCAUCCACCACCACCAGCUCCCAGCCACUAUGUUACAGAGGCAACUACUGGAUUUGGAAUCCUUCCACACUACCACCAUCAUCACCACCCCCUUCAAUCCUCCAAGAGCGAUCAUGAGGUUAUGCAGGUUACGAAAAUGCUUCAAGAAGCACAUAAUAGCACGAGCAGCGCUGCCACCUCUGUGACGUCGGAAGGGGAGGAGGAGGAAGAGGGAGAAGGAGAGAAUAGAGCUGCAGGAGGGAGUCCUCUAAAGGUUGUGGAAGAGAGACAAGAGGGUGAAAGUGAAUCUGGAGGCAGACUUUGGCCUAAGCGACCCAGAUUUGGGGUCAAUAGGGGACAAUCAAGCGGACAAGGAGAGGAGGCGGUUGAGACAUACGAGCCUCGAGAGCAUCCAUCGAACGUGAUAUUUAGCAACAUGGCACUUCUUACGACAGACGCUGAAAUGCUGGCCACUUCUUCGAGUUCUGCUGUGGCAAAUGCUGCCAUCGCUGUCCCUGCGUCGACGUCGAAGACGCCAGAGACUUUCGAAACUACGUCCACGUCCACCUCUACCUCGCCUAUCAAUAAUAACAACAGUGGUGGAGGCAGCGGUGCUAGCCUGGCAGCAAACCUACCGAGAACGCUGUUUAGAGAGCGAGGUGUAACGGGCGGACUUUACGAAAACGACUAUUUUAACGCUGUCACCACGGGAACCGAUGGCACCACUAAUUACAGUUCUCAAUCGUCUGUAAGUUGA